Sarcophilus harrisii (Tasmanian devil) is the source of this 4173-nucleotide messenger RNA. It is a transcript of the gene CAMKK1, whose product is annotated as calcium/calmodulin dependent protein kinase kinase 1. The transcript has 17 exons. Gene Ontology annotation, molecular function: protein kinase activity; ATP binding. NCBI's taxonomy places the organism in Eukaryota, Metazoa, Chordata, Mammalia, Dasyuromorphia, Dasyuridae. The coding region runs from base 867 to 3827 and encodes 986 amino acids. The record is from RefSeq and is a predicted model, not a curated record. Gene Ontology annotation, biological process: CAMKK-AMPK signaling cascade; activation of protein kinase activity; protein phosphorylation.
UCACUUUCACCUCUGCAGCAUCUCUGUCACUUUCACCCCUGAAGUAUCUCUUUGUCACUUUCACCUCUGCAGUAUCUCUUAUCACUUUCACCUCUGCAGCAUCUCUGUCACUUUCACCUCUGCACUAUCUCUUUGUCACUUUCACCUCUGCAGUAUCUCCUCAUUCCCCUUCCAUUUCACCUCUGCAUCUCCCCAAUAUACCCCCUCCUCUCCUCUGGCCCUUUCCUUACCAAGUCCAGACUGUUCUCACCUUACAGCUGGACUAUGGGGUCUGAUGCUGGGGGUCUGUCUACCUCAAUGCUCUUCCCACUCUAGUUCAUCCUCCAUUCAACCACCAAAGGGAUUUUCGUCAAGUGCAGGUCCAAUCACGUUAUGCACACUCAGUAAUUCCAUGGGCGGCUACUAAGUCUCAGCUACAACCCCACCUUCCACAGGAAGCCUUUCCCAAACCUUCUCAACUCUCGUGCCAUCUCUCUGUUGAUUAUUCCCAAUGGAUCCCGUCUACAACUUGUUUGCUUGUGGGUUUUCUUUCCCAUUAGAUUGCGAGCUCCCCGAGGCCAAGGGUGGCUUUUACUUUUCUUUGUCUCCCCGGGCACAGUGCUUGUCACACACAAUAGGCAUUUCAUAAAUGUUAUUGAUGGGCAAAUCCGACUCCUUCCCUUUUAGAGAGGGAGGGACAGACCCAGAGAAAGAGUUGGCAGAAAUAGGAUUUAAUUCCCCGAACUCACCCUUCUUUUUGUUGGUCCACAUCACCUCCUUCUCCCUCAUUUUUGUCACGUUUUAAUCUGGCUGUUUAUAAACAUGGACUAUUUUAAUGGACAUCGUGAUGCACGUUGCAAACUCGAGCCUUACUGGUUUCCAUUACCAUGCCACACCACGGAGCCACGUAUUCGGAGAUUUUCAAGCGAAAAAGGUGUCCGAGCGUUCCUACCGGACGGAGGCCCAAGCCACGCUGGUGCAUGAAGCUGGCCUUCAUCCCCAGCAUGGAGGGAGGCUCGAGCCUGUGCUGCCAGGAGCCCUGCACAGAGCUGGCGGAGAGGGUGGCUGCCAUCGACGUGGCCGAGCCGGGGGGCGCCGGCGCAGGGGAUGACGCUGCCGUCUUCUCUGGGGAUGGCCACGGCCCGGACUUUCCCGCAAGCGGCGGCCCCGCUGGAGCCCGAGAGAGGAUCCCAUCGGCCCCCUCCCUCACCACACGAGACGCCCACCCCCGGGAGCCCAAGGAAGUCCCCGUCCGGCCCUCGCUGACUGACAGGAAGCUCUCUCUCCAGGAAAAACCGAGCAGAAGCUGUCUCUCUGCCGCCUGCCCCUCCGGCAGCGGGCCCUAUGCCACGGGUCCUGCCAACCACGUCUCGCCCCGCAUCGCGCGCCGGCCCACCAUCGAAUCCAACCGAGUGUCCAUCUCGGAUGUGGAGGACUGCGUCCAGCUAAACCAGUACAAACUCCAGAGCGAGAUUGGAAAGGUGGGUUGGCCGGGGCCUCCGGUCCUUCUCUUGCCCCCACGGCUUCCGCCCUUGCUCCUGGCCUGGGGGGCUUCCUCUUCCGGGGCAGCUGAGGGCAUAGAGCUGGGCGGAGGCCCAGGAUGGUGCCGGGGAUGGGCACAAGGAGCCGGGGCUUCUGCUCUGUCGGGAAGCAGGACGGCUCUGCUGCAGCCGAGACACAGAGACAGGGGCAGAGACAGACAGACGUUCCCUUCUCCAAGUGCAAACAUUCUUGCAUCAAGAGCCCGGCCCAGAGAGGAUGCUCUGCUCCCUCUGAGGCUGCUGGGGCCGACUGCUCUGCAGGGGCCCUCGGGGCAGCAGCCAGCGUCCCUUCUCGGGCCUCAGUCUCCCCCUCUGGUGGGCUCAGUACCCUCGGAGGGGGCGACCUGCCCAUCCUGCCCGUGGACGAAGGAGAGACAGAAACACAGGCAGAGACAGAGAGAGACGCAGGGGAGAGACGGCGUUUGCGGGAGCCGGGAGGGGCGGGUGCCUCCCCCCGCUGGCGCUGGGCUCCGGCCGCCACAUUUGGGGGGCGGCGUCCAUGAGGGCGGGAGUGUCCGGACCGGGCGGAGAAUGGGGGGCAGAGAGCCUUGCCUGGGGCCGCUUGCCUUCCCCUGGGAGGUCUGGAAGCCCCUCGAGUUGGAACACUGGUGUCCGAGGCCCCGCCCCCUCGGCGCUCUGGGACCGCCCCCGGGCGGAGACGCCCCGCCCCCCGGGGCUGCUGGGCGGGGCCGAUCCUGGCUGCUGGGGUGGGGGGGCGCCUUGGAGUCGGAGCUGGUGUCCGAGGCCCCGCCCCCUCGGCGCUCUGGGACCGCCUCCGGGCGGAGACGCCCCGCCCCCCGGGGCUGCUGGGCGGGGCCGGGCUCGGGCGCUCUCCGAGGUGCUGCCUCUGAUAUCCCACCCGGGCAGUGGCUGAGGGGCCUGGAGGCCGCUGUGUGGGGAGGCCCCGGGGGCGGGCCCGGCGCUGACCUCCCGGUUUCUCUGACUCCCCAGGCCAUGAAGGUCCUGUCCAAGAAGAAGCUCCUGAAGCAGCACGGAUUCCCGCGGCGGCCUCCCCCACGCUGGCUCCGCGGCCGGGUUUGUCAGGAGUCCCCUUGGUUCCCCUUGGACUGGUUAUCAGGGAGACCCAUCAAAGAAGCCUGGCCCUGGUUCACCGGAUGGAACCAUCGAGUGACCGGCACUAGGGCCCGAGGUACGCCUGCCCGGCUGGCUGUGAACUGCCCGGCGAAAGCGCGGGCCAGGUCCAUGGGCCGAGUCACGGCCAUGACUCUGCGCCGCGAAGUGCUGGGCUGCAGUGGUCCGCCCAAAAGGGUGAGUACCUUACCUCUCACCAUCCCUCAAGUGGGGGAGCGGGAGAUGCCGGGCCGAGGGUCCCCGGAGGAGGCCGCAGCCACAGAGCAAAGGCCAGACUCCCAGGAGGGUCGCUGGACUGAACAGCGCCGAAAGCUCAACCCCGGAAAAGGCACCUCAUUCCGGACCCAGUCCUACAAAAAGCCUGAACCAUCAGCAAGUGACACGGAACAAAGUCGAGGGGCUGGCCUGGGAGGGGUCUCCAGGCCAUCCAGAGGAGUGCGAGGCGCCUGGGUACCACCAGCACUUAAACCCAAGCGACAUGGCCUGGCGUUCCUGCCCUGGCGGACCGGGGAGCCAAGGCGAGGCGAGAAGGCAGAAAAGGCAGGCCCUGACUGGUGCUGGGCAAGUCCCGGGAGCCAGCCCUGGCAGAAUGCCCAGACUCCCCAGAACCCUAUGUCUCCCCUUUCUGUCGCCGCAGUCCAUUACCAGAAGAUCAUCCACCGGGACAUCGCCAUCAACCUGUGGCAUAGUAACCCACUGUGUGCUCUCUUUCAGGCGCUGGACGUCUGGGCUACGGGCAUCACUUUGUACUGCUUUGUCUACGGGAAGUGCCCUUUCAUCGAUGACUCCAUCCUGGCCCUGCACCAGAAGAUCAAGCAUGAGGAAGUGGGAUUCCCAGAGCAGCCCCUGAUCAGCGAGUCUCUGAAGGACCUGAUCCUCCGCAUGUUGGACAAGGAUCCCCAGACGAGGAUCGUGAUCCCGGAGAUCAAGGUGCACCCCUGGGUGACCAAGAACGGGGCGUGUCCGCUCCCCUCGGAGGAGGAGCACUGCAGCAUGGUGGAGGUGACGGAGGAGGAGGUGAAGAACUCGGUGAAGCUGGUCCCUCGGCUGCCCACAGUGAUCCUGGUGAAGGCCAUGCUGAGGAAGCGCUCCUUUGGGAAUCCAUUCGAAGCCCACUUCAGAUCCGAGGACAGGACUCCGCCAAGAAACGUAUUAAAGAAGGACGCCUGUAACAAAGAAGUGCCUGAGCCCCGAGAGGACCAGCCGGCCUCCUGAGCUCCCCGGCCCCCUCGGGGGUCCUCGCACCGCUGCCGUCGCCAUUCAUCCCGGGAUCAUGCGCCCACCCCAUGGACGACGUCACGGCCGAGCGAAGGUUGUGAGGAGGAGGGUCCCGGGGACGGGAGCGUGGGGGACCUUGUUUACAGCCAGGCCCGGGCCCGGAGCCAGCCCCGAGUCUGCGCCUCAUCUCCCCGGGCCGCCCCCGACUGAUGAAUGUGCUUAAUUUAUGAUUCAGUGGAGCUGCCGCCCCCUGGGGGGGGGAGGAACCUCUCCCUGCGAGUUACCGGGGCCCCUGCAGCGCGGAGGGGGAGGGGGCCCCGCAGACUCUGCUCUCCCCCCGGAC